AGGGGGUUCAACCUCCAGGGAAAGCUGUCUUCUCUAAACACAUCAGCACCCUCCCAUCCAGAGCCCACAGCCAGAGCGCAGGUAUGAGAGUCUUUUGUGGAGGCCAGCACCUGUGCAUGGGGUGUCGGGGGCGCCCUCAGGAGUCUAUCACCAUGAGCCACGCCAGAGCAAGAGUGGGGCCCGCUGGGGUCGGGAAGGAGUCGCGGGGGCCCCCCCAUGCGGGCACGGACAUCUCAGCCUGGGACGCGGAAGGAAGGAGCUGACGUGGCCCCUGAAGAGACAGAGUGCUGGAGGGCCUGGGCGAGAAGGGUUCCCUAGAGCUCCUGGAGCUGCAUGACCUAGGGGCCCCAGGUCUGUCUGGUCCUGCCCUCUGCCCCCCACCCACAACCGGUGCUCCCAGGAGGUGCGGUUGUCCAUGGUGACUGCACCCAGUGAUGACUCCCCCGGUCCCCAGGGGACUUCCAACCGCCUGUCGCCCACAGAGGAGGAGGAGCUGGAUGCCGACCUUCCUCUUCCACAUUUACGGGCUGAUCCUCAGAGAGAGUGCCAACAAGGAGCUGGUGAGAAGGCACCUGGCCGACCUCCUGGAGCUGUCCCACCAGUCAGCCAACCAGCGGGAGGGCAUCGCUACUGCCAUCGGUAUUGUGUCUUCCUCCCAUCUGCCGGCCGUCUGGGCAGUGCUGGAGCACCUGGGCCGCACCAGGCUCCUGCGGACCGCCUUCAUGUCCCCAGACUGCCAGCAGCUGGACCCCGACAGGCACUGGAGGUGGGUCAGCUGCACCUCCCUGCUCUGCUACGGGCGGAUGGCGCUUCACGCCAGGGAGCAGAUCCUGCCCUGGGUGGACAACAUCAUCUCCAGGAUGGUCUACUACUUCUCCUGCAGCUGCUACGACAAUAUCCUGAAAACCAGCUUCCUCUCGGCCGUCAUCAUGCUUAUGAAAGCUCUCAAGCAAGAGAACAGCACCCAGAGCUACAAAUUCUCUCAGAUACCAGAGCUUAUCCAGUGCCUCCUGGGCAUCCUCCAGAAGGAGCCCAACUUCCUGGCCACCCUCUUCCGGCAGAAGAUCAUACUGGUCAUUGUGGGACUGAGCAAACUACGGCCCAGUCUCAAACCCGUGGUCAAGUCCAGGAUCCUGCAGACCUGCUUGCAGAGCCUGUUCAUGCUCCCACCCAUGGAGAAGUUGAAGAGCUGCUUACCUCCGCUGGACUCGGCCCCAGACGUCAUGGUGCUGUACAAGAAAUCCAUGCAGGCGCUGGACCUGCUUCUCCAGAAUUUCAUCUCUGAGAACAAGAGCAUGGAUGAGAUGUGCUUCCUCCUGCAGCACAUGGAGCCCUGGCUGCAGUCAGACAAGAGCCAUGAGCGCAAGCGGGUGGUGCAGACCAUCUUCCCGCUCCUCAAGUACGUGGUGGACUACGUGACGCUCACUGAAGAGGCCACGCCCUCCCUGCUGGGCCACCAGAUAGGCCUGCUGGCGCUGCUGUGGCGGGACAAGGACCCGGUGACACAGAGCCACUCCCGCCAGUGCAUCUACCUGCUCCUCCAGCUCCUGAUCCAGCAGAAGGGGAGCACGGAGCAGUUCAUGCAUUUGAAUAAAAUGAAGAACUUUGAAGCAAAGGCCCGCAGAGAGUCAGAAAUGAGGUUCUACAACGUGGUGAAGGCCUUGAACAGGAGCCUGACCGUGGCCCAGCACACACAGCUCAGCCUCGCCCUCCUGGGAGGGCUGUGCAGCCAUAACUGUCUGCAGUGCGACCUGGCCUCGCAGCUGCUCCUGAUGAUCUUCGAGGACCGCAGCAUCAAGGCGGAGCAGGUGGCCGAGAUCCUGCAGGGCCUGUUCCAGGAGCUGCCCUCUAUCGUGUUCAAGAGCAUCCUGCAGACCAUGAUGAAUGGUGGUGACAGUGCUGGGGACUCAGUACCCCGAGGAGACAGUCGAGGUGAUACUGUCCCUGUGUCACCCCUCUGAGAGACAGGUCCUACCCCUGUGGAAGGCCCUGGCCAGCAAUACCCAGCUGGCCCGCAAGGUCCUCACCCUGCUCUAUGUGAAGCUGAAGCUGCGGCCCCCUAAGGAGCUCAUCAGGCU
Messenger RNA from Zalophus californianus (California sea lion), 2078 nucleotides. RefSeq names its product maestro heat-like repeat family member 5. The record is from RefSeq and is a predicted model, not a curated record. Bases 435 to 1961 code for a protein of 508 amino acids. Gene Ontology annotation, cellular component: cytoplasm. NCBI's taxonomy places the organism in Eukaryota, Metazoa, Chordata, Mammalia, Carnivora, Otariidae. The transcript has 16 exons.